UUCUAUGUACGGAUCGGUCAGAUCCGAUUCAGACACUGGAGUACUCGUUUGCAUCGCCUUCCCCUCAGUCAGUCGUCACUCGUCAGCACACCUGAAGGGAACGGCGGAGAGUGACGUAAACACGAACGGUUGAUAGGCACCGUUUCAAGUUGCCGCCGAUGAUAUUAAACCGCCGAAAGCAAAAGAUAUCUCAGAAUCUCCCAUUACCCCUUUCCGAAAGAUCCUCACUUUCCUUCCUCUCACUGCAAUCAAUCUUCAAUCCCCUCUCUUCCAGGAUGUUAAUGAUGGGAAAAUUAGGAACCAUGAUCCACACCGGUAGAUUCCUUCUCCGCCGCUUCUCAGCACCUCCACCUGCGGUCGCUAUGGCUGUGACCGCGAGUCGCGUCUCCUUCCACCGAUACUACUCGUCCAAGUUCAUCUCUCUCGUGUCUCCACAUGUCUCCCCAUUUUCCUCUUUAUUCAGACCUCAAGCAUUAAGUAGCUCAGCUUUCUCAUCUUUAUCAACACCUACAAGAGUUCAAGUCGACUCUACAGAGCAUGAAGUUGUGAUCGCCUUGGGAAGCAACAUCGGAAACAGGAUGAACAACUUCAGAGAAGCCUUGCGGCUAAUGAAACUUUACGGCAUUCACCUAACCAGGCAUAGCUGCUUAUACGAAACAGCUCCUGUUCACGUGACAGACCAACCAAGGUUCCUCAACGCUGCAGUGAGAGGCGUCACCAAGCUCCCACCUCACGAGCUUCUCACCGUUCUCAAAACCAUCGAGAGAGACAUGGGACGUACGGAUGGUAUCCGUUACGGACCAAGACCGCUCGACUUGGACAUACUGUUCUACGGGAAGAUGAGAAUCGCUUCCGAUAAGCUCAUCAUACCACACGAGAGGCUCUGGGAAAGGCCCUUUGUGUUAGCACCUCUGGUCGAUUUGCUAGGAACAGCUGUUGACAAUGACGCGGUCGCGCACUGGCACUCGCUUGCCUUACAUCCCGGCGGGAUUCACCAAUCGUGGGAGAGACUAGGCGGAGAGUCACUCGUCGGACAAGACGGUGUACAAAGAGUGUUACCGAUAGGAGAUAAACUCUGGGAUUUCACCAGCAGAACUCAUGUGAUGGGUAUACUUAAUCUUACCCCUGACAGCUUUAGCGACGGAGGACAGUUCCAGUCGUUAGAGAAUGCAGUUUCUCGCGUGCGAGAAAUGAUCUCUGAAGGGGCUGAUAUAAUCGAUAUCGGCGCGCAGUCUACGCGGCCGAUGGCCACUAGAAUUUCUAGUCAAGAAGAGUUGGAGAGACUACUACCGGUCUUGGAAGCUGCUCGAGGUUUGCCAGAGAUGCAGGGAAAGCUCAUAUCAGUGGAUACUUUCAACUCAGAGGUUGCUUCAGAAGCUAUAAGCAAGGGAGCUGACAUACUGAACGAUGUAUCUGCUGGAGCCUUAGACUCAGAUAUGCAUAAGGUUGUUGCAGAAUCCGGGGUGCCUUAUAUGGCCAUGCACAUGAGAGGAGAUCCAUGUACAAUGCAGAGCGAAGAGAAUUUGCAGUACGGUGAUGUAUGCAAGGACGUUGCUUCGGAGCUCUACACGCGAGUUAGGGAUGCAGAGAUCUCUGGGAUUCCGGCUUGGAGGGUUAUGAUCGAUCCAGGGAUCGGGUUUUCAAAGAGAGUAGAACACAACUUAGAUGUUAUAACGGAUCUUCCGAAAAUCCGGGAAGAGAUGGCUAAGAGAAGCAUAGGAGUGUCUCAUGCUCCUAUUCUUAUAGGACCUUCAAGGAAGAGAUUCUUGGGAGACAUUUGUGGGCAUCCUGAGGCUGCUGAGAGAGAUGCCGCAACUGUUGCUUCUGUUACUGCUGGCAUUCUAGGAGGUGCUAAUAUCAUUAGAGUUCAUAAUGUUAAAGAUAACGCAGAUGCAGCAAAAGUAUGUGACGCAAUGCUGAGAAGAAGAGGAAGGUCAAAAGGAUGAUUAUAACUUGUGUCAAUUUGCUCAAUGACCAAGUUUCAAUGUUUCAUUAAGAAUAUAGCUAUACUAAUCUUGUAUUUAGGUUAGUAGAUAAAAACACUGUUUUCCAUUUUUUUUAUCCUUCCAGCAAUAAAGAGUUUGUUAUAUUG
Messenger RNA from Brassica oleracea var. oleracea, 2092 nucleotides. Its product is annotated as folate synthesis bifunctional protein, mitochondrial. NCBI's taxonomy places the organism in Eukaryota, Viridiplantae, Streptophyta, Magnoliopsida, Brassicales, Brassicaceae. Bases 159 to 1946 code for a protein of 595 amino acids. Gene Ontology annotation, molecular function: 2-amino-4-hydroxy-6-hydroxymethyldihydropteridine diphosphokinase activity; dihydropteroate synthase activity. Gene Ontology annotation, biological process: tetrahydrofolate biosynthetic process. The transcript is spliced from 3 exons. The record is from RefSeq and is a predicted model, not a curated record.